Molecule: messenger RNA, 1299 nt
Organism: Penicillium odoratum
Lineage: Eukaryota; Fungi; Ascomycota; Eurotiomycetes; Eurotiales; Aspergillaceae
Product: putative citrate synthase
Exons: 4
Coding region: 1-1299 (432 amino acids)
Biological process (GO): carbohydrate metabolic process; tricarboxylic acid cycle
Cellular component (GO): mitochondrial matrix
Source: RefSeq, a predicted model, not a curated record
AUGUCUGAUCUGAUUCUGAACGACGCUACAUAUUGCGAGACGCAAUUGGCGGACAAACUCACGGUGACUGAUAGCCGCACUUCUAUUUCAUACGAAAUUCCCAUCGUCAACAAUGCAGUAAAAGCCACUGAUUUUAGGGGCAUAUCGGCGAUUGGGCCGGCUGCAAGCCCUCUUGAUCGUUAUGCCGCAGGGCUGAAGAUUAUAGAUCCUGGGUUUCAGAACACUGCUGUCGCGCAUUCCUCAAUUACGUACAUAGAUGGUGUGAAAGGAACGAUUCAGUACCGAGGUUAUAUGCUUGAUGACUUGUUGGAAAAACACGACUUUGAAGAUGUAUCUUUCUUGCUUGUUUGGGGUCAUUUACCGUCAAGGGAGGAGAAACUGAAGUUUCGUGCCAACUUGUCCGCGAAAGCAGAUCCGCCCCAAUCGGUGAUCGAUACGAUAAAAUCUUUCCCACGCAACACCCCAUACCACUUGAUGUUUGUGGCAGGAUUAUCGGCUUGGGCUGCUACAGACCCAACCAUGAUUCCUAUUUACAUGGGAAAAGAGCUUUAUUUGGGGAAGAUGCAUGCCGUUGAUGAAGGUGUAAUCCGAACCAUUGCUGCCUCUAUCAGUGUGAUUGCUCUGAUAUACUGCCAUUAUCAAGAGAAGCAGAUAUGCCCUUCUGACCCAGAUGCAUCCCUGGCGGAGAAUAUUCUGCUGAUGAUGGGCCUCGUUGAUGAGACCUCCAAGCGGCCCGACCCAAAGAUGGUGCGAAUUCUAAAUAGCCUCUGGAUUGUGUACGCCGAUCAUGAGAUGACGAACUCGACUGCUGCAAGCCUUCAUGUCGGGUCCGGCCUAGCAGAUCCUUUCAGCUGCGUCAGCGCUGCUGCAUGUGCCCUCUCCGGCCCCUUACACGGCGGAGCCAUUGAUCUUGCAUACAAAACCUUCGAGCGCAUUGGGAGCAAAGAUAAUGUGCCACAAGCAAUAGCAGAUGUCAAAGCACACAAAUUUCGGCUGUCAGGAUAUGGACAUCGUAUCUACAAGACAGUUGACCCUCGCGUUAAACACCUGAAGAACGCACUCGAUGAACUGUCUGACAAUGUUCAAGCCAAUGCACACCUUUCAGUAGCGCUGGAGAUUGAUCGAAUUGCGUCGCAGGAUCCUUAUUUCAUAUCUCGGAAUCUGAAUACAAAUGCAGACCUUUACGGGUGCUUUGUGUUUUCCGCCAUGGGUUUCAAACCGGAGAUCAUUACAGCUUUGAUGCUAGCGGGCCGAGUCAAUGGAAUUCUAGCACAUUGGCGUGAGCAAAUGGGUAAGUGA